CCACAUUUAUCACCGUGGGUUUCACCGAUUGCACUUUACAAGAUGCUGGGUCGAGCGACAGUGGCGUCGCUCGAUGCGCUCCAGACGAUGGCCAAGACCGUGCUCGCCAAGGCGACGCGUGCACGUAACCCAACAGUGCAUGACGUCCAAGGCCACCUCGCCGAGUGGAAAGCUCUCUACGACGUCCUGGACACGAUACAGGACCCCGUGGCCUUCCAUGCCCAUGCGAUUGCCCUCGAGGAUGCCUACAGCUGCGAUGCAUCGACCAUCAACUUUGCUGCGCGCGUGCACCAACUCCAUCCCAUGGCAUUCGCCCAGGACACUGCAAUGCGUCGCCCGCCGACGUCGCUGCAGUCGACGCUCUCGCGUUGUCCGCACUGCGGCGCCUCCAUCGCUCCGACGACGGUCUUUCGCCUGCAUUUGCAGCAAGCUCUCACUGUCUGCCACGCGUGUCACGGUCGCUUCGACUACGAUACGUACAAGCUCGCUGCGUACAUUGAUGCGCAUCCGUUCUGCGCUGUGAGUACAACAGUCGUCGUCGACACGCCGUCGUUGCCGCGCGACGGCUCAUGGGAUACCUUUUUGACACUGCAGGCCGCUGCCAUUCGUGCUACUGGCCCAUCGCAAGACGCGUACAACGGCGCGCAGAUGAUCCAACGACGUCAUAUGCUCGCGAGCAUUCGCCGCAGCCUCAACCCCGCGCUCUCACUCGAUCUUGUCCACGGCAUCUUUCGGCAGCUGCGGUUUCUUGAGACCAUUGGCAGCGCGUACGACUACUGGAAUGACGCGGCCGUGCUAACAGCGUCAAUUGAGCGGUACGAGCGCUUUAUGGCGCUGACGUCGCCGAUGCCGCUGGUGCCGACCGUGGACAUUGACCUCGUCUGGCAUGCGCACUUGACGCAGCCCGAGCACUACGCCCGGUACUGUUACCGCGUCCGAGGUGCCGUGCUGGACCACAACGACAGCAAGCGUUCGCUCUUGCAAAGCCUCGAGCGCACCCGUGCGUUGUGGCAACACGCGUUCAACGAGCCGUACACGAAACUGAGCAGCAUGACGGCCGUGGGCACGCCCGUGACCGAGAUGCCGCCGAGCCGCUGGGGCACCGUCCUCGUGCCCUACAACACGACAGCGCUUGUGAACCGCAUCCUGUUGAGCACCGCGCCAACGCGGAAGCCGCAGCCGUCGAUGGAUGGAACGUCGGGCGACCAUUAUCUGUGCGAUAGUAGCUGGCCUUACUACUACCAACGCCGCACGACGACGGAAGAGAGCGAGGACGCGAGCAAUAGUGGCAGUGAUGGCUGCAGUGGUGAUUAAAGCGAGACUACUAAGGUAUCAA
Molecule: messenger RNA, 1336 nt
Organism: Saprolegnia diclina VS20
Lineage: Eukaryota; Oomycota; Saprolegniomycetes; Saprolegniales; Saprolegniaceae
Exons: 1
Coding region: 43-1314 (423 amino acids)
Source: RefSeq, a predicted model, not a curated record